CUUUUUUUAGAAAUAGACCAAUAUGGUAAUCUAUGUUAAGGGUAUCAUACAUGGUAAGUGUUGAUGGUAAGUUGGUGAUAUGUUCACGCCCCUUAUUGUCGACUCCGCGGCAAUACGCGGGUUCCGUACUAGUAUAUCAAAAAGGAGAAGUGAUGUACAAAAAUGUAAUUUUGUUAUAAGUACAAGUUUUGAAGCAAGAUAUACAAGAGUAUGCAAGCCAAUAUAAUAGAGAGAUGAAUUUAUUUUUAAGACGCAUUAAGGCUAAAACUGAGAUUUUGCAACAGGAUGUAUUGAAUGCCGCAUUCAUUAUUAUCUGUUAUAGCCACCUCUUCAGUUUCUUUGUUUAUGGCUAUAACUUCUAUAGAAGUACAAUUCAUUUCUCAUCUUCCUACUCUCUCUAUCUUUUCAAAUCCAAACUACUAUGGUGUGCUCCGAUGGUGGGGUUGCUCUGGCGAUGAUUCAAACCAUGACUACAGAUCUGAAAAUUAAGCCAAGACGGAUUCAGAGGAACAUUCAAGUAUGCUGUUGUUUACUUUCCUUUCUACAGAUUUAGGGCAUCAAUUUGUUUUCAAUGAGUGGAUGGUUUUUAGUAGUUGCAGGUGAUUUCUCUGUUCCUUUCUUGCUCUUAGAAGUUGCGACCGAUUACCUUGUUUAUUAACUCCGGCAACAAAACUGGUGUCUCGAUGUCUCUUAAUGUUGUGAGGUUUCAUAGGAGGCAUUGGUGGCAAUCCUGUUAUCUCUGGGCAGGUACAGGAAAAAUCCUAAGUAUAAUAUGUAGUGCUCUGCAAUGGCUUGUUGAUCGAAAGCAACGUCAGAAUAAUGACAGUUUAGUCGAUAUGCAUCCGAAUGGAAAGGAUGGAGAUUGUGUUGGAUCCGAUGAGGAAUCAGAUUGGUUAAGGAAUAGUUUUGGGAGUAAAGAGGUUGAAAGCCCUAAAAAGAAGGUUAAGGUGAAGAAAAGGUUAGGGUUUAGUAGUAAACAGCGCGACGAAAUUGAAAUCGAGGAGAGUUUUAGGGAUUUGUAUAGUCAGUUGAGAGACAUUGAAGUUGAUUUGGAACAAAACGUGAUAGUGAGAGGUGAUGGAGAGAGGUUAGAUGAUAAGGAGCUUUUGGUAGACGAAUACGAGAGUGGAGAUGAGAAGAAUGGAUUGUGUAAGAGAAAAGGGGGUGGAGUUUGUUGCGGUUGGUCUUCGAGUGACGAUGAAGAUGAAGAUAAAAGAGUUUAGCGAUACAGAAGAAGAAGAAACGAAUUUUAAAAUUUAUUUUUGUAGUAGAACUCAUUUGCAGCUAUCACAGUUUGUAAAUAAUUGAGGAGGACUGAUUUCGGUAAUGAGCUAAAGGUUGCUUGUUUGGGCUCUAAGAAGAACUUCUGCAUAAAUGAAGAGGUAAUGAAGCUUGGAAAUUGCACUCUCAUAAAUGAGCGGUAUUUGGAUCUUCAAAAGAAUAAGAAAAGCCAAAUUUCUAAAAAGAAGGACACUGAAAGAUUUGUGAGCAGGGAAGAAGGCAUUGCUCUUGCCAAAGAGCUCAAAUGUUUAUUUCUUGAGUGUAGCGCGAGAACUCGGGAAAAUGUACACCAAUGUUUUGAAGAGCUUGCAUUAAAGUCAACCAAAAGAGCAGGAUGGGUGAAAAGAGACAUUGUGGGCCCUGAAUCUAUUGUAGAUUACAUGUAUAGAAUGGGGUUAAUGGCUCUUAUUGCCAAUGAUACUCCUGGAGUCAACGAGACAACAAUAUACCAUAUGUGUAAACUUGGUGGAGGACCACGAAGUGCAUAAACACUCUUCCUGCUCCUGUUACUUGGUAUUACAAAUUCGUUGUCAUUUUGGUAACAAUUUUGAUUAAGUAUAUGAUGGUUUAUUUGAGGCUCACAUGUUAUUCUUAAUUAAUGUAGCAGGUUAGUGUGUGUUAAAUAGGAUUUAUUAAAUAAAACUAAUUUAGGAGUGUUAUUUAUCCGCUAAAAUAGUUUAGGAGGCUGUGAAUUAAAAGUACACGUCAAGCAACUUGCAACUAGGGUGUAAAUGAGCCAAGCCCUGCGUGAGCUACUAAAGACCGACUCACACAAAAAGCUCGAAUCAAGCUGAGCUUGAACGAGCUCGGGCCGAGCGCAAGCUUGAAUUGGAACUUGUUUGUUUAAUUAUUUUGUGUACUUUCAUAAUUUUUGUAUCUAUUGAUCUUUAGGUCAAGUAGUUACCAUUCACAAACCUAGCGAGUCGGAAACAAGGUUGACCACUGCAUCAAAGUUGAACCAACUAGCCAUUUUGUACUGCACGGCUACAUGGUGAACUCGGUAACCCGGGCAAUCAAAUAGCUGCCUAUGGUCAACUCGGUAACCUGGGCAAUUAACAAGCACCUUUCCUCAAAGUCCCACCAAGUUUUUUCAAACUUUGCUAUAUCCCUUGGUGUAACGGUAUUAACUUGUACAUCAUGUUUUAAAUUUGGUGUAUUUAUUUGAAUGACAAAUCUUUUGUUUAUUGUAACUUUUAGUAUUUUAGAAAUAUACCAAUAUGGUAAUCUA
Messenger RNA from Helianthus annuus (common sunflower), 2509 nucleotides. RefSeq lists its product as uncharacterized. Gene Ontology annotation, cellular component: cytoplasm. The coding region runs from base 1386 to 1769 and encodes 127 amino acids. The transcript has 7 exons. The record is from RefSeq and is a predicted model, not a curated record. Gene Ontology annotation, molecular function: GTPase activity; GTP binding; 5'-deoxynucleotidase activity. NCBI's taxonomy places the organism in Eukaryota, Viridiplantae, Streptophyta, Magnoliopsida, Asterales, Asteraceae.